UUCUUGUUGUUUUUUCAAAUGCAUUGAACACUACAGACCAUCUUACACAGUGUUGUGCAGCAACCUUUGGUGCUGGAAAAGGAAACUACUAGGGACGUACAAGAAGCUGCCGUUCCUUUAAUUGCUACUUAAGGCUAGCUGAUAGCUCAUGAACACUAAUAAGGCUUAGAAUUAGGGGCAUGGUGCUUUGACAAGUAUGUGGACACAGGUAGGAGGCAUGUGUGUCUGUGCACCCAGUGGACUUCAGGGAUAUAGCUUGAUAACCAGUCUUGAUAACUAUAGUUGAUAAGUUUGACCUCUGACCUGUUUUUCCAAACAUGUUCACUUCUGGUUCCAAACUAACAUGAUGGUAGCAUCCAUCUAUUCAUUUUCUUCUGAUGUCAUGGUGGUUCUCUCCAACAUUUACAGAACACUGUUCUCAGUACUCUAACAACACUUUGACCUCAGCUUUUACUGCGAUCUUAGCUACACACCUGCAAAUUUUCUUGGCUGUAUCUUCCACACUUGAAAACCAGUCUAAACCACCUUUGCAGUCAUUCCCACUGAAAUGUAUUUUAAUAUGAUGGUGCACCCACAUUCUCAAAUUUAUAAUGUAUCCAGUCGUGUUUUUUUAUGUUUAAAUAUGCUCAUGAAUGCUGGUGGAUGCAACAAAGAAACAAAGAAACAAAAAAAAAACUAACGGUAUGAGGACAAUAUGGUAAGCACCAAUAAGGCAUCACUAUGUGCCCAAACAGAAAAAAAGAAAGAUUUGUAAAUUGGUUGUGAACUGCUGACUUUGUCUAUUCAUUUUGAGCUACUGUGAGUCUAACAAAGUCUGAACUAUGAUAGGAUAGAUUUAAAGCCAAGAAACUGAAAAAUAUUAUAAAACAAAACAUGGUUACAUGUUCAAAACUACACUAAUUUUUGAGGAGUUCCAAUAUCUUUACUGAAUAUCUGUUGAAGCUAAAUAUAUAUGCAAAGGUAUUGCAUUGUGUAGGCCAGUCAUUCACAAGACGGGGGGGGGGGGGGACACCCCGCCCCUCUAAGCCCAUUUAUAAUUGCUGUGCUACAAACUGUUCUUCCAGUGAGUGACACGUUAAACUCAUGAUGAGGAGCUUCGUCUUGAUAGCAGCUUUGUUUCUCUGCAGUCUCAGCUGGAACUCUGUUUCAGGUUCUGAGUUUCAGACUAUGGAGGUCCAGCCUGGUGAAGAAGUCACACUGCAGUGCUCAAAGAUCAAAGAUAUUAGAUCCAGAGAUCUAAUAGUGAGAGGCUGGUUCAGAGUGAUCAACAAAACUAAGCCCAGCUGUAUUUCCUCUGUGGUUGAAUUUUCCACAGAAACUUCAUUCUGCCAUGGAUUUGAAAAUGGACUUUUUGAAAUGAGUUCAAAUGUUUCUUCUGUCUUUCUCAAAAUAAAGGAAGUGAAAUUAUCUGACGCUGGGCUGUAUUUCUGUGGCUUUUAUGCAAGAACACACACAGUAUUUUCCCCUGCAAUAGAGUUAAGAAUUCAGAGUGGUGAUUCCAAUGAUGGAGAAGAUUUUAAAAGUGAAAGAGAGGCUGAUAAAAUGAUACAUCUGAUGAGCAUCAUCCUGGGUGGUCUGACUGGUUUACUCACUAUAGUUGUCAUUAUUCUGGUUCUAAAACUCAGGAAACUUCAAACAGCUGUACAUGAAGAACUGCAAUUGGAAGGAAGCAAGAAUAUGAGCCAAGAUGAUCUGAAUUAUGCAGCUCUGAGUUUCAAAAGAAGUCGCAAGUCUGCAACACACAGAGAACUGGAGCCUCAUGUUGUGUAUGCUGCCACAAGAUAGACUCAGGAAGUGCUUGGAAAUGCAGCUCAGAGUUGAACUCAUGCUUUAGAAUAAUAACCUGCUGAUGCGUUUUUGUGUAUGCGUUGCGGGUGAUAAGAAUCC
Messenger RNA from Archocentrus centrarchus (flier cichlid), 1887 nucleotides. RefSeq lists its product as uncharacterized. The record is from RefSeq and is a predicted model, not a curated record. Gene Ontology annotation, biological process: response to bacterium. NCBI's taxonomy places the organism in Eukaryota, Metazoa, Chordata, Actinopteri, Cichliformes, Cichlidae. The transcript has 6 exons. Bases 1084 to 1785 code for a protein of 233 amino acids.